CCCUAAACAGCUGACUGGCGGGAAAACGUUGCGGAAGUGGAAUAACGAGGGACACCAACAACAACAUGUCGGGAUGCAGCUGUGCGAUUCUGUGCUUGAUUUUUCUUCUGUUAACUGUCGCUUGUUCACCAGAUAACGUUGGUGGAUUGACAACUUACCAUGUGCACGUUGACGCCUCCAAAAUCGUGCAAAACUUGACUCAUUUCUGGGAGAGCACGGGAUUUUGUCCCCCUCUUCCUCACCAGAGGGCAGACCAGUAUGAUCUGAGUGAAGAUGAGGUUCAGAACUUGGCCCUGAUUGGCUCGGUACCACUGGGUGGUAUCAAACAGGUCCGUAUCCAUUGGCUACUGGAUCUGGUCACUGCAAGACUGGAAUCAGGACAUCCAGUCUAUAACUUCACCCUACUGGAUAACCUGGUGGACAACCUGUGGCAGAAUGGCCUGUAUCCAGGCUUUGAGCUGAUGGGAAAUCCUUCCAACAUUUUUACUGACUUUGAAAACAAGACUCAGGUGUACAUGUGGAGAGACCUGGUUUAUCAGCUGGCAGAUAGGUACAUUGAGGAGUAUGGUGAUGGUUAUGUUGAAAUGUGGAACUUUGAGACUUGGAAUGAGCCAGAUCACCACGACUUUGACAACUUGAACUUUACUGUACAAGGUUUCUUGAACUACUAUGAUGCCUGCUCCGAGGGCCUGAAAAAGGCAAGCCCUUACCUCAAGUUUGGUGGCCCGGGAGGAGCCUGCAGACAGCCUAGUUUCUCCAGGAUUUGUUGGGCACUGCUAGAGCACUGUUCAAAUGGAACAAACUACUUCACUGGGGAGACGGGGGUCAGGCUGGACUUUAUAUCUUUCCAUAAAAAGGGGACUCCAGGCUACUCAAUGACUAUUCUGGCAGCUGAGAUGAACACAAUUCACAAGAUACAGACUGACUACCCAAAACUGAAAGACGUUCCAAUUUACAACAAUGAGGCGGACCCUCUGGUUGGUUGGAAUAAGGCAGAAGAGUGGAGAGCUGACGUCCGAUAUGCAGCCAUGGUGGCCAAGGUGAUUGUAAUGCACCAGAAGUUUAUCAUUGGUGCUGGUAUGCCCUUCUCUCUACUCGGUAAUGACAAUGGCUUCAUGAACUUUCACCCCAACUACUUCCAACAGAGAACACUGCUGGCUAGAUUCCAGAUGAACAAGACUGAGCCACGCAGUGUGCAGUUUGUUCGCAAACCAGUCUUAACAGUGAUGGGACUGCUGAGUCUUCUCGGGGAGGAGGAAGUUUAUGGCUCUACUGACCUUCCUGACAGAAACAGUCUUAGUGACAUGAAUAGCCCUGUAGAUGUUCUGGCAGCUGUUCACACUCCCUCUUUGGAACAUUCAUCAGACAGCUGGCAGGCAUCUGUGCUUGUGUACAGUAGUAAUGACACAGCUGAAGUGGUCAAUCCAAUGGCCACAGUCCAGUUGAACCUAAACAACAUGAGACCUCCUGAAAACACCACAGACAUGAUGUAUGUGUUGUACCAGCUUGAUAACCAGCACAGUAAUCCAUACAACGUGUGGCUAAAACAGGGCAAACCUGUAUUUCCCACAAGGCAACAGUUUGCAGAGAUGCGGGCAGCAGAGGAUGCCCUAAGGUUUGGUCCCAAACCCUUCCCCACAUCAGGUUCCAUGUCCCUGUCCACCCCCCUCCCCAGACCAGGGGUCCUCCUACUUCAUGUGUGUGCCAAACCAGAACAGGAACCUGAUCAGACUACUUCAGUGAGACUUCAUAAAAUAACAGAUGACACAGUUUUGGUGCUGUGGGAUGACAAAUGUGUUAACUCCAGAUGUCUGCUAACAUUUGAAGUGGAAUUCUCCAGCUCUAGCCAGAAGGGACCAUACAAAAGGAUCAACCAAAGAGACCAGAUCUUCACUGCUUUUGUAUAUUCACCCACCCAGAUUUCUUCAGGUCUUCCAGUGACCACAGUGCAUGGUUGGUACCGUGUGCGCGCAGUAGACUACUGGGGGCGGGCUGGAGAGUAUUCACUGCCACAGAAACUAUAGAAUUAACACCACAUUGCUGACAGUGCUAUUGUUACUUUAUACUUGUGUUAUCCACCACAAAAUAAAAACAGAAUGGUGGAGGAAUUUUCAGUAGAGAUGUUGCAGCAGUAUGUAUACCUUUAGUGCUAAGCAGUGAUCAUUUGUACAACAAAGUUUAUUUAUUUAUUUGUUCAGCUGUUUACAAACAGCCAGGGCUGCCCAAU
This is a messenger RNA of Branchiostoma floridae (Florida lancelet), 2227 nucleotides long. Its product is annotated as alpha-L-iduronidase-like. The record is from RefSeq and is a predicted model, not a curated record. The transcript has 16 exons. Gene Ontology annotation, biological process: carbohydrate metabolic process. Gene Ontology annotation, molecular function: L-iduronidase activity. The coding region runs from base 66 to 2024 and encodes 652 amino acids. NCBI's taxonomy places the organism in Eukaryota, Metazoa, Chordata, Leptocardii, Amphioxiformes, Branchiostomatidae.